Molecule: messenger RNA, 5425 nt
Organism: Polypterus senegalus (gray bichir)
Lineage: Eukaryota; Metazoa; Chordata; Cladistia; Polypteriformes; Polypteridae
Product: sterile alpha motif domain-containing protein 9
Exons: 2
Coding region: 70-5307 (1745 amino acids)
Cellular component (GO): cytoplasm
Molecular function (GO): protein binding
Source: RefSeq, a predicted model, not a curated record
AGACGUGCGCACUUCACUGUUUAAGGAUGGUACUCUUUUAAAAAAGGCCUCUUGGAAAAAGUGUUCGUCAUGGAGAAGAGGCCAAAAACUAGAUCUGCCUUGCCAAGCAACAUGGAAGAAUGGACCAAACAUCAGGUUUAUCAGUGGCUAACUUGUGAUCUAAAAGUUGACAAGAUUUAUGCAGAUAAAAUCCUGGAAGAGGAUGUCUCUGGAUCAGACUUACUUUGUUUUCAGAAGAAAGACCUUAUUGAAAUUGGAUUGAAACAUGGGCCAGCAGUGAAGAUUUGUCAUCACAUUGAAAAAUACAAAAAAUCAGAAGUGCUAUCAUUAAUGAGCAAAGAAACUGAAGACACUCAUUCUGCAUUAACAACAGGACAUGAGAAAAAAGAGUUAAGUGAUGACAAAUCCACAAGUGAGUCAUCUUCUCUUUCUACAAGCCAUAAAGACACCUGUACACCAAAUGGUUCAACACCAGAGAUGUCCAACAGCAUGGAAAUAAAUAACAAAGACUGCUCGGUAUUUAAGCUCCCAUCCACAGACCAAACAGAAAAAGCAGGGCUGGAAUCUGUAUUUAAAAUAUCCAAACCAUUAAUCACUGAGGAAUGCACUGAAAGUGUUGAGAAACAUACCACAGAAGAACCUCCAAAACACAGUGAUAAACAUUUGGAAAUAUACCAAGAUGAUCUCUCUUGCACAAAUUCAAGAAAGUCUGAUAGCGAUAUGGUCAUUCACUCCAGUGAAGAGUCGCAAGCAGCCUCUACAGGAACAAUUAGCAAAGAUCCAUUACAAUGUGAUGAUAAACCAGUUUCCCAAAAGGAUGAGAAUGCAAUAGAUAAUAAAAGAGAAUCUAUCAAAGCAGAAAUUUCAAAUAAACGAAAACAGUCAAUGCAAGAUAAAAAGAAAGACAGCUCACUAGAAAAAUGUGAACAUCCUGAAACGCAUAUAACAACGGAAGGAAAGAUUAACCAUAAAAGUAAGUCUGAAAAAAAACAUCUGCAGAUCGAGUCUAAACAAGAAAAUGCUUUACCAUUCCCAUUUGAUCAGCCCUCAGCAGCCCACAGAUAUGUGAAGAAUCAAAUUCUACCACCAGAAACUGGUCCAGGUAACCUCAUAGAUCCAGUUCAUGAGUAUAAACUCUUAUGUAACACCGAGAAUGCAAAUGAAGGGGAUGUAUUGAAGAAGUUUAGUAAUGAAGUCUUUCGCUUUAGUUCAGCCUGCAUGAAUUCUCGCACAAAUGGGACUAUCCAUUUUGGAGUUGGAGAUAAACCCAUUUUUAAACAUGGACAGAUUGUUGGAAUAGAAGUGCCUUCUCCAGAUCUCUUUAUUGACCAUUUUAACAAAAGUCGGAAAGAAUAUUUUAAGGACCAUUCAGACCAAGCUGAGUGCUGCAUUAGGCAGCCACGAUUUGUUCCUGUGUUAGAUCCUACAAACACUUUAACAGGUUUGUUUGUCAUAGAAGUUGAUGUUGUUCCUAACUUUGAAGUGUGCCAAGAAAACACCUAUGAAAUAUAUAUGAUGGUCAAUGAGAAGAACCAGUGGAAAAAAAACAAAGAAGCAUCCUUUUUUAUUCGAGAUGGAACCAGCAGCAAAAAUAUCCUCGGAAUUAAAAACACUAAGGACUUGAAUAAAGAGUUUGCAUUGUUUAAUAAAAAAGUAAAAAAGUUGGCCGCAAUGAGAAAAUCUAAUGAACAAAUGACCACAACCCACUCAGUACAGUAUAGUCAUGGAGAAACGCUCAAGCGAUUGUUCACAUGUGAAAAGGGCAUGUCUGAUUCCUCAUUAUACGAUACCUAUUUAAUUGUAGCAAACAAAUGCCAUCCAAAUCACCUGGAACACCUCCAAUUCUUAACUGAGAUUAACCUGUUUGCUGUUCUGGAGUUUGACCCAGAAUCUGCAAUUAAUGGAGUCUGUGCCCAUUAUCGCAAAAAUCGAAUAGCCAACCUGCACUAUCCUCGAGAUUUUAAUUCCACAGAUUCAGAAUCAGCUUUGAUAGCCAAACUCAAUCUGUACAAACAGACAAGCUGGAUCUUCUGCAAUGGAAGGGCAGACCUUGAAAGCGAAUCUGAUGGUGCUAUGAACAUCAGCAACUGGCUGACUAAAAGAGCCGCAGAUGUUAAAGAUCUCAUUUCGUUUUUCUGUAAACCUCAAGUCUUACAAAGUGGUCGAUACCUGGUAGUGUUCCUUUUGCUGUCCCCUAUAGAAGCAGUGAACGAUCCUGUCCUUGAGAUAUUCUGCACUUUCUAUCAAAACCUCGAAGGAGCACAGAAUAUUUUAUGCAUCUGUGAUGGAGACACUAUAUUCUCUAAGUGGAAAGAGCUGAUCAAAGCCCGAUGUGACACCGAUAUCACACACCGUAGCAUAUAUCAGUUAAACUUUACAGAGAUUAAUGGCACUCUAAUGAAAUUAAAGCCACAAACUCAAACCUCUAUUAAAUUUUUGCCAUCUUCAGGAUCAAGUUCUGUUGUAUUAGAAAAAAGAGAUGAAGACUUAAUGACAUCUCUAGAUGUUUUAUGUGAAAAUGAGUGUGAGAACACAGGAGUAGAAAAGGGAGAUGAGUUUGAGGAGUUUAAAAAUUCGGUAGAGGAAACUUUUUACCGGGGAGGAAAAGUCACUUGGUGGAAUUUUUAUCUCUCUGAAAGGCCACGUUCCGUACCCUUUAUCAAAAGGGAUAAAUAUGAAUCUUUAUUCAACAUGAUUAAUUCUCAAAAUAGAUUUCCUACAAGUCAAUGUGUUAUUUUGAAUUUCUUUCAUCACCCUGGCUGUGGUGGCACUACACUAGCAAUGCAUGUAUUGUGGAAUUUGAGAAAACAGUUCCGUUGUGCAGUACUCAAGAACACCACAGUCAACACCUCUGAAAUUGCGGUGCAGAUUAUACAUUUAUUGACCUGUGGCAAACAAGAGCAGUCGGGCUUCACGCCCGUCCUUCUGUUAGUUGAUGACUUGGAAGAAUGGGGUAACCUACAAGAUUUGCAGAGAUGUGUUCUCAAUGCAGCUGCCUCUAAGCAAAUUAAGGAAAAACUCCUUGUUAUCAUCCUAAGCUGUGUAAGAUCUCAGCAUCCAGAACCUAGCUCCAAAAACUGCCUGAAUGAGAGCAUAUACAUCACCAACAAGCUGUCUGUGAAAGAGCAAAAGCUUUUUGAAGCUAAGUUAAUGGAAAUCCAGGCAAACUAUUCGCAGUUUGAAACCUUCUAUGGCUUUAUGAUUAUGAAGAAUAAUUUUAGCUCAGAGUACACAGAAAAUCUUGUUCACAAUAUUUUAAAACACUUGGACAUUUCCACAAAAGAGGCACAGCUAAUUUCAUUUUUUGCUUUGCUGAAUUCUUAUGUUGAUGGCUCGUCCAUUUCGGUAUCUAUAUGCGAGGAUUUCUUAGGGAUUAAAAAUGCCUUUUGGGGUCGGGAGAACGUAGAGGAUAAAAUGGGUCCCUAUUCAACUCUCUUAAUACGUUUUAAAGUUGAAGAAUAUGGAACCUACUGGUCCAUGCGUAUGCUCCAUCAAAUGAUCGCUGCUGAAUGUCUCCGAGAAUUAACAAAGACAUACGGCCUAAAACUAAGUGACAUCACUAUAAAUUUACUGCACUGUGAUUUGUUUUAUAAAACUGCAAUGGGGAAGGAUGAGCUAAUUGACUACAUCCAGAGUAUGUUAAUCAAGAGGCAGAAAAUCGAUCAUGGAGACGAGCGAGAUACUCUCUUCUCACCACUGAUCGAGAAAAUGCAGGAGGAAGGGCAAAGUCAAAUCAAACAAAUUUUAUUUGAAGCUGAGAAACGAUUUGAAAAGAAUCCCUUCAUCCCCCAAGUAUUAGCAAGACAUUUCUACCUUAAAGAGAAAAACUUUGAAUCUGCUGCCAAGUGGGCUCAAGUUGCUAAACAAAAAAAGUGUAAUUCCUAUUUGGCUGAUACUUUGGGACAGGUGUAUAAAAGUCACUUAAAAUACGAAUUUGAGAAAUCUGAAAAUGUUAAAAAAGAGCUCACUGUUGAUGACUUAACAAAAUAUCUUUAUCUUGCCAGCAAAGCAAACAAAGCUUUUCAGGAAUCGCAAAACUUAGCAAAGCGAGAUGAUGCGGGUGACAGUCAAGAACAACUGACAAAAAGAAAGAACAACAAUUACAAUACAUCAGGAUAUCUUGGGGAGAUGGAGGUGGCGAUGGUUGUCUUUGACAUUCUGGGCAAAAUUCCAUGCUUUUUAAAAAAAGACAAACUAAAGCAGUUAAAAUUGGUGCAGUUUCUGAAAAAAGCCAGACACCUCUCUGAAUUUCACGAAAACGAAACAGACAGCAAAUUCAUUGAUGUACUUAAGGAGCACGAGGAAUUUCUGACCAACCUGAAGCCUUCUGUAAAGCAAGUUUUUGAGUUUUUUGAAAAUUGCUUUACUUACCUCAAACCAAGGAGUGCAGAAAAAGAAACAGCAGACCUAAGAAAUCGAAGAAAAGUUUCUGAAUAUUUUACUAAAUACAUCAAAUUCUUUUGUGCCUCUGAACAAGAUUUAGCAGCUGAGAAGAUGAGUAAGCCCAACAUUAGCCUACAGCAGAAUAUUGAAGAACGUCGAAUGUUUUUGGAGAGAAAGAGAGCCGAUCACUUCUCUGGACUUCUUCAGUAUUUACAUGGGAAUGACAUAAACUCGGAUCAAAUUGAGAGAAUAACAGACAGUUACUUGUAUAUCUGGGAAAACUCAAGCUCAAGAGAUAUAAAAGACACUGUAAACUUCAUACUGGCUAACAUUGUCCUCAACUGCAUUAAACCAAAAUCAAAAAAGAUUAAAAGAUAUGCUGAGCUCACCCUCAUUUUGAACAAUUUGUUACAGGACAUUGGAACCCAUUACCCGUACACUGAACCAUAUUAUUUAGCCCAACUACUUUUAUGGCCACAGCAUGGCUGUAAGUUGGACAAUGGAGCUAAGAAUAUUUCCACUUAUGUGAAUUCAAUCAAGAAUUCCUUCAAAAAACAAUAUAACUAUCUCAUCCGAUCAAAGCAUACCAUUGCCCAUUUCUAUCUGGGCAAGUCGUCUGGGCUCAAACGACUCAUUCCCAAAGCAAAGCUUGACCUGUGCCUUGGUGAAGAAAAGACAAAUUCACAGUGGAUAAGUGGGGAAGUAUGGAGAGAGGAAGCUGUCAAGAACCUUCUGUUCCGGGUACAUGGCACCACUGAGUAUGGGGAAGUCUAUGUUUCUUACGAUGAUGUCAAAAUCCCAGUUCGGCCAGUUUAUCUGGGAGGGUUGAGAAGUGGGUAUAGUAUUGAAAAAGUUUCUUUCUACCUUGGAUUCUCGAUUGAUGGGCCAGUUGCCUAUGACAUACAGUACAAAAACAAUGCUUAAUCUAAACCAAGCAGAACAACGGGUGGUAAUGAAGAUUCAGGAAUGUUUUUUAAAAAGACUCUUGAAGGCUGUUUGGAUUAUAAUUUUAUAACCAUUAUAUAAUGACAUUGCUGUUUUA